UGUGUGCUGGGGCUGGGACACGGCACCCCGCUGCCCCACAUCCAGGCACAGACAGUGAGUCAGAAACAAAGAAGAAAACCCUCGUGGGCUGCGAUUCGCCCUUUCUGGUGAACUCCAGACGUCAUACGCGCACGGCUAUAGAUGGAGCUCGGGAGCCCAGGCCAGCCCAGUGCGAGUCCAUGAGAGCUCCGCGAUGGUGGCGGUGGUGGGGGACGCAGUGGCUGCGUGGCCAAGGACGUGUCACAGGGGCCGGAUGUAACGGGAGAGCGCCCGUGAGCCACAAAGGGCAAGGGCAGAGCGGAGGGGCCCUGUUCUCUCCCCGGGAGGAGCCCCUGGGAGCCCUCCCAGCCCUUCUUCCUCCAGCUCAGCACCGCGAGGAGCGAUGAAAAAGAAUAAUUCAGCCAAACGGGGGCAACAGGAUGGAAACCAGCAAUCUGUGCAGCCCGAGAAGGUUGGCUGGGUGCGGAAAUUCUGUGGGAAAGGCAUUUUUAGGGAAAUCUGGAAAAACCGUUAUGUGGUAUUGAAGGGAGAUCAGCUUUACAUCUCGGAGAAGGAGGUAAAAGAUGAAAAAAACGUACAGGAAACAUUCGACCUGAGCGAUUAUGAGAAGUGUGAAGAGCUCAGGAAGUCCAAAAGCAGAAGCAAAAAGAACCACAGCAAAUUUACCCUAGCUCACUCCAGGCAGCCUGGAAACACGGCACCAAAUCUCAUCUUCCUGGCUGUGAGUCCAGAAGAGAAAGAGUCCUGGAUUAACGCCCUCAACUCUGCCAUCACUCGUGCUAAGAACCGCAUCUUAGAUGAGGUCACUGUUGAAGAGGACAGCUACCUUGCCCACCCAACGCGGGACAGAGCAAAAAUCCAGCACUCCAGACGCCCUCCGACACGGGGACACCUGAUGGCUGUGGCAUCUACCUCAACCUCUGACGGCAUGCUGACUCUUGACCUGAUCCAGGAGGAGGACGCCUCGCCGGAGGAGCACAGUACCUGCGAGGAGAGCUUCCGUGUGGACCUGGACAAGUCCGUGGCACAGUUGGCAGCUGGCCGGUGCUGCUCAGGUUCGGAGAACAUCAAACCAUCAGAGAAAGGCCGGACCGGCAGCCUGCCGCAGCGCGAGGUCACCUCGUGGGACAAACCUGCACAGCGCAAAGACUCCUUGGACAAAGGGACCGUGUACACCCCGCAGGUCCCCAAAAAGCUGUCACACUCAGAAAAGAAUAAAUGUGCCUCCAUGGAAGAGAUCCUGUCGCGGCGGGACUCAGCGCACCGUGCGGUGAUGAGGAGGGGCCUUGAGGCUCACUGCAACACGGCGGAGCCGGAGCAGCUGUCUCGGCUGCAAGAACUGGUUGCACUGAAACUGGAAAAAACUCAGGAACUGCUGACGGAGGUGAAGGGCUAUGGGGAAGGCAAGAGGAAGGUGAAAGACUGCACCACCAGCACCACCACCUCCUCCUCUUCCUCCCGGUCAGACUGUGAGCAGAUCCUGCAGGAAUCGGAGCGGCUGCUGGGUGAGGCUUCCUCCACCUGGAGCCAGGCCCGGCGCGUGCUGCAGGAGGUCCGCGAGCUGCGGGACCUGUACCGGCAGAUUGAGCUGCAGCAGGUGGACUGCAACCCCAAACAGAGCUCACAGUACAGGAAGAGCAUGAUGUGAAGGCAAGCCUGGGGAGGGGGGAGUGGGAGGGCAGUGCUUGGGCUUUUUUAUUAUUAUUAUUAUUAUAGUUAUUUACAGUGUUCGAAAGAGUGAAAAGGUGCCUGUUCUCAUCCACAUUUGCUUCUCAGAGUUUGAAAACUUCCUUCCCUCCAUCGCUCUCCAUGUUCCACUAAACCCAUUUUUACACAUGCCUUUUGCACCACAGCCCCAGAAAGCUCUGCAUCCUCCCAGUGUCCCGCAUGCCCCAAGCAGACAUGCACCACGCUGGGGACAGCACGAGCCCUGGCUUUGCUGCUCUACAUCCGAGCUAUCCCCUGCAUCGUAGCUCCUUUGCCAGGAGUCUUGUCUUGCCCUCAGAAAUAAAUGACUGAAAAUACAAACAAUUUUCCGUCCCAGCAAUGCUUGCAAGUCCCCACGAUCCAGGAAUAGCCUUGGAGGUGCUCAGGAGCUUGGGCUGACCUCAGGUUUCUGCAGUGACUUUUGGGGAGUGUUUCCAGCAGGAGGACAGCAGGGAUUCAACCCCGGCUCCAGCCUGCUCCGCCGAACCCAACUUGGCAGCUCCACGUCUUCCAUUCUGUGCAAAUAGAGGAUGAAAGCCUUGAACCUGUCUGUUCAGCAGGGUUGUUUUCGGGCUUUUUUUUUCAUUUGCAUUUCUUUUUUUAUGAUUAUUUUUUGCCCCUUUCGGGAAAUGGAAAAAUCAGGGUUGUCUAUAGCUGGAUGUUGAGACGUCUCACAGGAUUUCAAGUACACCAAUGUGGUAUCAUCCAAUUGUUAAUUUUUUUUUUUUUUUUUAAGAAACAUAAUUCCCUUGCCUAUGUUGCAAAUAAUCCAUGACAAUAUUAAAACCAGCAGAGUUAUUUCCUGGUCGCAGGUGGUGGUGUCUAUUUUCUUUGAACGGUGGCUGUCCUGUUAGCUGCGCUACCCAGUGCCGUGCUGCAAGGAACGCAGUUCUGUUUGCUUUGAAUUAGCCCUCAUCCGACUUUCCUGUUAGAAUUACCCAUAAAAGUGCUGCUGUUGGCACCAGGUUGCUGAAGACUUCAUUAAGUGCAAACUUCCAGCAUCUCCCCUUCACCACUCCUGGCUCUGGCACAGCUCUUUGCUCACUUUAAGGGACAGAGUUGAAGGGGCAGCACUGAUGUGUUCAAGCUCUGUUGCUGAGCUGCUACAGUCCAGGGGAACACAUUUCACCCUCCCAGCACUUCUUUUAAUUUUUUUCCUUACCUUUUCUAUCUGUCUGGGUGCAUAAGAGGAACAAACAUAAUCCCUAAAAGAGAUUAAGAGAGAAUGCAUGUGAGCUACUCUGAUAAAACCCUUUGCAGUCAGCUCUUUGAUCAAGAGAACAAGAAAAAUAUGCAAAUUCCAGGUGUGACACUCAGCAUUAAAACUGGCCAUGUUUUUGAAGUAGUCUGAAAACCUGGAGGUCUGAAUUGUGCUCCGCUGUGUGAUGUGACUGCCCCCCAGGUGUCAGGCACUGGGCUGAUGUCACUGUGUGAGCAUGGAAAUACACCCGGUUCUGAGUGUGCGGGGUCAAUGAAUACUCCCAAGUGGUUCUUAAGUGGCAAGGAUAAAACUUGACUGGUAAACAGGGUCAGAGCGGGGAUUGGCCAUUGGGCAGUCAUCCAAAGCAGAAAUUUUUUUAAGAAAUCAAGGGUUCCUUUAUUUCUGUGCUCCCUUGACCAGAUUUUGGGACUGAAUCCCAUGUGAUGAGACGUGGGGUCUGGGCACAGCGCUGCCAUCCUAGGGCCCUGCUUUGAGACAAGGCAUGAGGCAGUAGGGCAGGAAUGUGUAUGGGGGGUUCCGACUCUUUGGAGCAACCUGUGCAAGCCCUUUUUCUUGCAAUAAGGAACUUUGGAGGACAUGAUUGGGCUGACGCAGGAAAUUAGGAAAAAGUUGUUUCCAACAGAUAAGAUUCACAGAUUUUCCUGCCAAAUGCAGUCCCAGCUGAACAAGCGUGGUACAUUGUGCUAGCAUGAACACAACUAUCUUUCAUAAUAUGUUCCUGAUAGAGAGCAUCAUUUCUGCAGGGCAGAACAUACUGGGAGGAAAAAAACUGUGCUCUUUACAACAAUACCUAUAUUGUCAUCCAUAAAUUAGCAACCCCUGGCUGCAGACACUGUGAAAACAGAAAGGAUAGAAAGAUAAAUAGAUGAUCUGAAAGGUUCCUUCCAACCCAUGCCAUUCUAUGAUUCUAUGAUCUCCCAUCCCUUCUCCCAAAUGGGCUGUCAUUCUGCCCUCUUUUUAUGUUUUUAUCUUAAAAAUUAUUUUAAAUUUUGCAGAGUUCUCCCCCAUCCAUCCAGCUUCUGGGAUUAGAGACAAAAAGCCAAUUAUGAGCAAGAAUGGCAAGUGUAUGGAAAACCAUGAUGCCAAUCAUCAGGCGCCUCUGUGCAAGCUCAGCAAGUGGGGCCAGGUACUCCCAGGGUGGAUGAAAGUCAGCCCGGUCCCAUUCUCUGUUCUGCCAUGGAAAAGGCAGAGGGGUUGGACAGGGCAGUUUAGGAUCUCACUUUCUCACUGAGUCAUGUUGGAAAAGACUGUGUAGAAAUUCUGCUUUUUUUUUUUUUUUUUUUUU
Messenger RNA from Numida meleagris (helmeted guineafowl), 4214 nucleotides. It is a transcript of the gene PLEKHO1, whose product is annotated as pleckstrin homology domain containing O1. The record is from RefSeq and is a predicted model, not a curated record. Lineage: Eukaryota; Metazoa; Chordata; Aves; Galliformes; Numididae. The transcript is spliced from 6 exons. Gene Ontology annotation, biological process: regulation of myoblast fusion. The coding region runs from base 383 to 1648 and encodes 421 amino acids. Gene Ontology annotation, cellular component: ruffle membrane; muscle cell projection membrane.